AAUAUUAAAAAUGAUUAUUUUCGUGAAGAGCGCUCCUAAACUUGGUCACAUUUUAUUUGAUCCACUUGAUUAUGAAGCUAAUCUUCCAAGAGAGAUUACAAGUGAGACAGAAAGUACUACCGGCAGUCAAUAUUUACGAUCGAACCUAACAAUUCAAAAUUUAACUACAAAAGCGUCAAACAAUUCAAAUGGCUAUGGUUUCGAUGAGACUAUAUGCAAGGAAAAGAACGAUAGAAUUUUAUGUGGAUACAAUAAGAAUAAAGAUAACCUUGGAAUUGAGGAAAUGUCGGAAGAAACAGAAAAUGGAUGUCGAAUACGUGGUGACAGAUUAGAGUGUGGAUAUUUAGUUGGUCCAUUCACAAACCCCAGACGUCCACCAGCAAACUACGAAGAAAAUGAAGAUACGAACAAUACACAAUCUGAACUAUAUCAUAAUACAACACAAGCCACUGUAGCGACAUCGGAAAUAACUUCAACCAAAACUCAAACAACAGUUCAAUCACCAAUAUUUCAACAUAGUAAAAAUCUGUCCACAAGCAAACUAAACAUUUCAACGACCAUAACUCCUACCAAGAUAACGACAAAUACAAGACCAGAAUUCCUUAAGAAAUUAAUAGUAAUGCAAAACUCUAAAAACAAAACCUUAAAAACUACUAAAACAAAAUAA
Messenger RNA from Papilio machaon (common yellow swallowtail), 667 nucleotides. RefSeq lists its product as uncharacterized. The record is from RefSeq and is a predicted model, not a curated record. The transcript has 2 exons. The coding region runs from base 11 to 667 and encodes 218 amino acids. Lineage: Eukaryota; Metazoa; Arthropoda; Insecta; Lepidoptera; Papilionidae.